UCAAUACACACACAUAACCCAGCAAAGGAAAAAUAAAAAUUAAAAAAAAAACAAAAACAAAAUGAACCUGAACCCAUCUAUACCAACACCAUUUUCCUAGACAGACUUCAACUCUGCUCAGCAUUUCUUUACCCAGAUGGCUAGCAAAUUGGCCUUCAUUCUAACAUCCCCUCGUUUAUUCACUGCAACUACUAAAAAAUCCAUCAUUUAUUUUUCUUCUUCCACAAAGAUUCAAUCACUUGGGUUCAAUGGAAAGCAGCUCUGUGUUCGAAGAAGAUUGUUUAUGCUACCCCCUCAGGCUACUGCUGAUCAACAGGGCAAGAUAGAAGAAGAUGAAGUUGUUGACAGUAAAAUUCUUCCCUAUUGUAGCAUCGACAAGAAGGAGAAAAAGUCAAUUGGUGAACUUGAACAAGAUUUUCUUCAAGCACUACAAGCCUUCUAUUAUGAGGGUAAAGCAAUAAUGUCAAAUGAGGAAUUCGACAAUCUCAAGGAGGAACUUAUGUGGGAAGGAAGCAGUGUCGUGAUGCUAAGCUCUGAUGAACAGAAGUUUCUGGAAGCAUCGAUGGCUUACGCGGCCGGCAAACCAAUUUUGAGCGAUGUGGAAUUUGAUAACUUGAAGACGAAACUAAAGAUGGAUGGGAGUGAAAUUGUGGUUGAGGGUCCACGAUGCAGUCUUCGCAGUAGAAAGGUAUACAGUGACCUUUCUGUUGAUUAUUUCAAGAUGCUCCUCUUGAAUGUUCCAGCAACUGUUGUUGCACUAGGAUUGUUUUUCUUCCUGGAUGAUCUGACCGGAUUUGAAAUCACGUAUCUUUUAGAGCUCCCGGAGCCAUUCAGUUUCAUCUUUACAUGGUUUGCUGCUGUGCCUUUCAUUGUCUGGUUGGCCCUUUCGCUUACAAAGUUAAUUGUGAAAGAUUCUCUGAUCUUAAAGGGCCCUUGUCCAAACUGUGGUACCGAGAACGUCUCCUUCUUCGGAAUUAUAUUAUCCAUUUCUAAUGGUGGUACAACUAACAACGUUAAAUGCUCAAAUUGUCAAACUGAUUUGGUGUACGAUUCAAAGACCCGCUUGAUUACAUUGCCUGAAGGAAGUGAAGCUUGAUUAGAGGAAAGGCUCUUACUCGCUAAUGAUGAACUUGGAGAUGAAGAAUGUUGCAUUAUGUAAAUCUUGAGUAGUCAUUUGGAGUGGGAGAAGGAAGUAAGAGAUAUUGUGCAAGGUGGAAAUUAGAGUUGUAUCUCAACUCUUGGUUUGUAACAGUGUAAGUAUAUGUAUCAUGUAUAUGUAUACCUAUGAUAGGUUUGUCCAGAGAAAAGCAAGAGAAAGGAUAGUCGUGGAAAGGUGUAGUUUGGUUGCUUGAAGUACUUUUAGUUGUCUAUUCUCUCUCAAACCAUACCCUUCACAAAAGGAGAGCUUUCUUAA
This is a messenger RNA of Carica papaya (papaya), 1414 nucleotides long. RefSeq names its product PGR5-like B (gene PGRL1B). Gene Ontology annotation, biological process: photosynthetic electron transport in photosystem I. Gene Ontology annotation, molecular function: oxidoreductase activity, acting on iron-sulfur proteins as donors. NCBI's taxonomy places the organism in Eukaryota, Viridiplantae, Streptophyta, Magnoliopsida, Brassicales, Caricaceae. The record is from RefSeq and is a predicted model, not a curated record. Gene Ontology annotation, cellular component: chloroplast thylakoid membrane.